UUUUUUUUAAUAGCAAUUUUAAAUUUCAGAUGGUUAGCGCCAAUAUUUCAUCAGUUUUGUAUAUUAGUGUUGUUUGAAUUGCUUAUUAGUUUCGAAAACUUACCUCGUUAAUAAUUACUAUUAAAAUGACCUCAUCACCAAGAUUCAAGCAUUUGGACAGUCGGCCAAAACGAUCUCCUGUAGAAAUUAAAGAGAAAAUGAGGAAGAAUUACAAGAAUAAAAUUCAAAACUGCCGUGUUAUGUUGAUGGAUAAACUGAGAGGGUCUCUACUAGAGGAAGAUUUAUGCACUGCAUUAACUAAUAUAUACAAAUCUAUGUUUAAUUUCUCUGAUGAAAUAAUCAGUGAUGAAGAAUAUGAGCUUAUGGAGGAAUUGAAAAAUGAACUUGUGCAAGAAGAGUUGGAGUGGUGCAUCAAAGAAUAUGAAAAAAGCCAACAAGAAAAUGUUGAUUGGUCUUUAGUUGAAGAAGAUAAUAAUGUCAUAUGUCCUGUGUGCCAGAAAACAAAUCUUCAGCUUCAAAGUAAUCACCUGACUUGUUCCAACUGUAAGAGUGACAUAAAGACUAAACUUUCACUUUCCGAUAUUAAAAAAUCUCUUUUAUGUUCUUUGGAAGCUCAUAAUGCUUCAUGUAACAGUGAUGUGCAAUUUGGGGUAGUUUCAGAAGAAAAUGAAAGUCAUAUUUACCUCAUUUGUGAAAAUUGUUCUGAAAUGAAGUUAAUAAUAUAAAGAAAGGACAAGUAGCAAAUUGGUUAGCUCACACAUGAACAAUAUUGAAGUAGUGAGAAUUCACAUGUGCUUAGUUCUUACUGAUUCCUGUCCUGUUAUCUAUUGUUGUUUUGUUAAAAGUCAAGUUAAAAUAUCUUAAUUGUUUAUCAGUUACUUGCAUACUUUUUAGUAAGCCUAGAUGUAACAUUUUUCAUUUGUAGCCAGCAUUUUAAAUGUGAUUAUUUUGUAUUUCAAUAAAUUAUAUUAUUAUUUUAUUAAAUAAAGUAGUUUUAAGUCUGUGAUAUAAAAAUAAGUUUAAGUGUAUUGGUUCUAAAGUAAAUGCUGAUUCUUUGUCUAAUACUUCUUGGGUAUGCGGAUGCCACAUACUGCAUGUUGUUAAUAAAACAAAUGUCAAUCUUUUUCAAAAAUAAAUUAUUACUUAUUUGACCAUUGUUUUAAUAUUCCAGGAUAAGAAAAAAACUCUUGGUUACAAAAUAAAAAAUGACAUUUUAAUCAAUUCAUGAAGCAUGGUAACAAGGUAUAUUGUAAAUUAUUAUUUUUGUCAUAUCGGGGUUAGAACAACUUUUACAUGUGAUUAAUUCCUACCAAAAGAUAAGACUAAACGGUAACUUGUAUAAAAUGUACAUUUAAUUAUAAUAUGUAGUAUAAAACAGUACCAUUUAUUCCGAUAUUAUAUGGGCAUCUUUUGUAGUUGAAUUCAUUCUUAGCAUAAAAUGGUCAACUAUAGGAAUUUACUCUAGGCCUGAAAAUAAAAGCUUUUCAGUCAAUUCUAUACUUGUAAUAGUCAACAACUCUUGUGUAAUGUAUUUUAAGGCAUAUAGUAUAAUCUGUACAAUCAGUAAAUAUCACUAAUACGACGCAGCACUUGAUCCAUAGUUUAGACAUGCUUGUGUAAUUAUACCCUUUAAUAUUUUACUCUCAAAUAACAAUCAUCUUUCUUAUAACUUCAACACAAUAUCUUCAUUACGAUAUAAUAUAGUUAAACAUUAUUAUUGCAUUCCAAUUCUCAUAAGCAUUUUGUAGGAAGUUCGUUUUGAUUACCAUAAACUACUAUAAAAACGGAAAUAAUAUUGUACAGAUUAUAUAAAAGUAAACAAUGACACUCUGGGUAUCAACAACUCAAACUGAAAGUUACCAAAAAAUGUAAAGAAGAGACACAAAUAUCAGAAAUUAAAUAAAAUGAAAUUAUAGCAAUCCACUAAAAUUAUAUCUAACCUAUGUAUUAAUUCAUUUUCUAUAUUAAUUAACUAAUGUUAGUUUUGGCGGGCCUCGCAUGGGUUCUAAAAAAAUUAACUAUAGCAGUUUACAUAUGAAACAAUUCCUUUUAAAUUCAAAUGAAUAACAAUUCUGUAUAAGAAUAAAAUAAAAAUAAAUCAGUGAAUGGACAGUUCAAACAAUAACAAUAAUGCUGCGAAAUUUGAUGUACUUACAUAAUUUGUUCAAACUAACCUUGAAUGAAAUUAAUUGAAAAACACAGGAUCAUAUUUUAUUCUGAAACAACGUUUGAUAACAAUUUUACAACCUUCAAAGGGCGUACAUUAAAACUCGUGCGGGUCUUUAUGUACUAAAGAAGUAGUUUCAGGAUUUAAGAAAAACACAGAAAAUAUAAAUUGUAUUGAGUAAUACUAUUGCUACUCAUAGCGAAAGUAAACAUCCACCCACCUGCACUCGCGAAAAGUUUUAAUAUAUGCCCUAAAAAUUGACUCAUAUAAGUAUGAUUUCAUUUCAGAAUAUCUAUAUAACCAAGUUAAUUGAGGUAAACCCGCUUUAUUAAAUUAAUACAGACCAGUAGUUAAAUUAACACAACACUUAACUAUUUUAAUUUUUCAAUUAUUACUAAAGGUACUUUCUAUAUAGGUAAACCUUGAACGUCCAUGAGGUCUUCAUGUUGAGCAUGCGAGUGAGUGUGGGCAGCUGAAGCAGGAGGCAUAGUGAAGUGGUGGUGUUGAGGUCUCGGGCGCCGCGGUGAACGAGCAGUUACAACACGCGGUUUGUGGAUCUCGUCCAUUACAGAAGGCGCCACAUAGGUAAAGCCCUGAUGAAGUAUUAUAUCAGUUACAUUUUGAUCUUUACAUGUUAUGUCAACU
This is a messenger RNA of Spodoptera exigua (beet armyworm), 2812 nucleotides long. NCBI's taxonomy places the organism in Eukaryota, Metazoa, Arthropoda, Insecta, Lepidoptera, Noctuidae. The record is from the annotation of a GenBank genome assembly.